AUGCCAGCAAUGCGCCUGCUGCUGCUCGCGCCGCUGCUCUGCGGCGGCGUGCGCGUCGUCGAGCGGCGACGGCUGCUGGGCACGGCCGCCGCGGCGUGGCCGGCGGCGGCCGGCGCGGCGCCGGCGUGGCUCGCCGACGUGCCGACGGAGUCGGCCUCCGAGGCGCUCGCGCCGCCGCGGCCGCGCGAGGCGCCGCGCGCGCCCGCCGCGAGCUCGCGCGAGUCCGACCGCGUCGUCGCGGCGCAAAAGGCCGCGCUCGCCGCGGAGCCCCGGCCGUCGAGGGCCGUCACGGCGACGCUGCGCCUCAGCGUGCGCGUCGCGCGCGCCGACGGCACCUUCAGCGUGCGCGACGACGACCCGGACCCGCCCGUCUUCGGCGACCUGGACCUCGGCCUCUACGGCGACGCGGCGCCGGCCGCGGCGGCCGUGUUCCUCGCGGCGGCGCUCGGCGACCCCGACGCGGCCGAGACGCCGACCUUGGCGCGGUCCCUCGUCGACGAGCGCCGCGGCUCGCUCGUCGUCGGCGGCCGCAUCAAGGGCCUCGGCGAGCGCGACAUCUUCGGCGAGCGCGUGCUCGUGAACGGCCGCGACGGCUCCGAGGCGCUGUCGCCGCGCGGCGCGUCCGUCGCCGCGCGGCUCGGCCGCGAGCGGUCGCCCCUGCCCCACGACGCGCGGGGGCUGCUCACGCGGCGGCGGUCCGACGCGGGCGCGGACGUCACGGCGUUCGGGGUGACGCUCAGGGCCGCGCCGCAGCUCGAUCCCGACUACGCGGUCUUCGGCGCGGUCCUCCGGGACGACGGGCGGCUCCUCGAGAAGAUCGAGUCCCUCGGCGUCUACUCCCUCGACGCCGUCGGCCCGUCGACGGAGGUGCCCCUCGCGGCGGAGAUCUACCGCGCGCAGAAGGACGCGUUCCGCGGCGCGGCGAAGGCCAUCGGCGACGGCCGCGCGAACUCCGUCUUCCCGGGGAAGAUCCUCCGGCGCGUGGAGGAAUCGCGGUGCCGCAAAAAGCGGAAUUGCGUCUACAAGAAGGGCGCGUGCCGGUUCAAGAAGGCCUGCGCCUACAAGAUCUCGCACGGCAAGUGCAAGAAGGCCUCGAAGUGCCGCGUGAAGAAAUUCGCGGGCGCCGAGAAGUUCGACGCGCACGGCCAGAAGAUGUGGCUCUGCGAGCACCGCGAGAACUAG
This is a messenger RNA of Aureococcus anophagefferens, 1182 nucleotides long. RefSeq lists its product as hypothetical. The coding region runs from base 1 to 1182 and encodes 393 amino acids. The transcript is spliced from 2 exons. Gene Ontology annotation, biological process: protein peptidyl-prolyl isomerization. Lineage: Eukaryota; Pelagophyceae; Pelagomonadales; Pelagomonadaceae. Gene Ontology annotation, molecular function: peptidyl-prolyl cis-trans isomerase activity. The record is from RefSeq and is a predicted model, not a curated record.